Messenger RNA from Raphanus sativus (radish), 729 nucleotides. RefSeq lists its product as uncharacterized. The transcript has 3 exons. The record is from RefSeq and is a predicted model, not a curated record. Bases 131 to 409 code for a protein of 92 amino acids. NCBI's taxonomy places the organism in Eukaryota, Viridiplantae, Streptophyta, Magnoliopsida, Brassicales, Brassicaceae.
UUGUUAAUUAGUAAAUGAUUUGGGUCGGAUUAUCGUUUUUGUUGCCGAAAGUUAAAGUCAUUGAAUGCAUUUUGACUUGGACUUUUAGAUCCCAGUGAACAUACUUAACCAAUGUCGUUAGCUUAAAGGAAUGGAGGCAAGUAUGCUGGAGACUACUUUGGAGACAAGAUUCAUGGGUUUGGUGUUUACCAUUUCGCUAAUGGUCACUACUACCAAGGAGCUUGGCAUGAAGGUCGUAAGCAAGGCUAUGGCGCCUAUGGAUUUAGAAUCGGAGAUACAAAAUGCGGUGAAUGGGAUUGAUGGUAAUCUAGUAAACCGGCUUUCUCUAGAAAUGGACCUGGUUCGUAAAAUCGGUUCAGAGUGCUCGAGAGGUGGCCAGAAAAGGUGUGGGUCAGAGAUGGGUCGAUGAAAAGGUGGUACGAGCUGUAGCUGCGGCAAACAAAGCUGCGACAGCUGCUAGAGUUGCAGCUGUGAAAGCUAUUCAAAAUCAGAUAGAUGGUAAACAUUGUGACACUUGAAAAUGACCAGUGAUGAUGACAUUAACAAACAAAAAGGUCAAGUUUUUUUGGGAGAGAUAUUCUUUAUAGUAACCCUGUUGAGCUUUGAAAUUAUGCAGUGUUUUUAAAAUAGGACUGGUGAGUGAAUCGGAAAUAUUUUGGGUCACGGAUCAAUGUGGUUCGAUCCGGUUCGAUUGGGUUCGACCGGGUUCGAUGUAUUAAACUGAAUUUA